UUUAAAAAUAAAAGAGGACAGAAAUGUAUUACGUACGAGUUGGGGGAAAGUAACUUAAUAUUUUAAAUUCAUGCUUGAAAUUGUUACUGAAAAUAUAGUGGGAGACAAAAGAAGAACAUAAGUCAAUCAAAUGAGAUGAUCUGGAUUUUGACUUCUGCCAUCUGAAUCCCACCUCUAAUAUAUGGAACAAAACGCAUCAUGUAGAGCAGAGGUCCCCAACCCUGGUCCUCAGGGACCGCUGUCCUGCAUGUUUUUGAGAAGUCCAGACUCCAGCACAGGUGAUUCAUAUGAUUGCAUUACCUCCUUUGCGUUCCUGCAGUUGCUGCAGAAGCAGGGAAACACCUAAAACAUGCAGGACAGAGGGCCUUGAGGACCGGGGUUGGGGAGCGUGGAUGUAGAAGACGUCAAAGCUUCAACACAUAGCAGGGAUUAAGUUACACAAACCUUCUCUACUCCUCAGAGUGAAGCUUUAGCUCACUGAGGUUAUGAAGGAAUUUCUUCUUGCAGGAGUAGAUAUAGUUGUUAAUGAACUGAUGCUGACUUUGUCAGUGAACUCAAAGACAGAGAUGACAUACAAGAGCUUUGGGGGAAAAAAUAAUCCAGUUCCACAAAAAUCUAAAGUAAGAAGGAAAAGGAAGGCAGCAGUCAGAUGUCAAAGAAGUGAAAUCAGACUUUGCAAAAGAUGAAGUAAGAAUGUUGCAGAAUGUUUGCGGGAAUCAAAACACACACAGAGGAGAUGUCUCUUUGUGUUUUUCAUCAGUUCUGGACAUAAAAAACACAAUGCUGGAAGACAUUUUUCACAGAUUAUACAAAUUCUGCUUAACCCAGAUGCAUUAUUAUCCUGUCUAUGUAGAAUGGAAAAAAAAGCCUACUGGUAUUAAUAGUAGCUAUAAAAAUUAGGCAUUUAAUAAGUUGUCCAUCUGCCCCCUUUUUGUUUUGUGGGCUAAAACAUUCAUGAAAUAAUUUGUAGCAGCAGUUAAUUGUGGAAAAUGACAAUAUAAAUCUGAGGGACUGAAUAAAAGAUACACGCUACACUUUUCAAAUAAUUGCUUUUUUUUAAAGUAACAACUAUCUAUUUAAAAGCAGUUCACAAGGUAUGGAUAUCGACAAAAAGAAAUAUAAAACAAGCUCUUGUUUUUGCUGUGAUAAUAGCAAAAAUAAAAACGUUGAAUUCAUUCAAAUCAGGUUAUUAAGUUGCAUCUGUUGGAUUUACAACAUCUGGGAAACACCGGUGUUUUAUCCGCUCUGCAGAAGCGCGUGUUUUCCUCACUCUGUGAUUGUCGACGCUUCCUCUUUAAUGUGAACCACUAAGGACGGGAGAGUCGGGGAAGAGGGAGCGCAGAGGGAAAGGGCGAGGCGCACAAGAAGCUUUUAGUAUGCGCUGCAAUGCCCAACUGCAGCCCACUCAUCUCAACUAUGGUGAAUUACGGUGAAAUAUGAGAAACUAGAAGACGAGCCCGGCGGUUCAAAAACAGAUAGUCGUGAUGAAAAAAAACACAUAGCCGCUGUUGUUGUUGUUGUUGUUGUUGUUAGUCACACCAAUGCUGAGACGGACAGAUGCCAAGAAGCAGAAGAACGACCUGAAGGCAACUCAAAAGAAGAAACAAACUGGAUAAAAAUCCAUGCGUCUGCGCAACAAGAGAAUCCCGUCCCGCUGCCGCCUUGAUGCAGAGGCGGAGUCAUCUGGUGACUGAUAACCCUUCAAAAACGAGUCCGUCUAUCAGAGGGGACUUACUGUGGACCAAAGUCAUCACCUGAGCCAUUGUCAUCAAGCUUUUUGCAGGCAGAGGUGCCUGUGCCCGAUCCCACAAGUGCAAAGAAGGUUCACAUCCAGCCCGCUGUGGCCCCAUCCUGUCUGAAAGCUGCAGGCCCCAUCUUCCUCCACCAUGACGGUUGCCACCAGCGACCCUGCAGAUGAAGCAGCGACACACUCAGGUCAGCCUCAUGACCAGUAUGACCCAGAGCCAGACCAUGAGUGUUGCGAGAGGGUUGUCAUCAACAUUUCAGGCUUGCGCUUUGAGACGCAGCUGAAGACCCUGUCUCAGUUUCCAGAUACACUGCUGGGGGAUCCCAAGAAAAGGAUGAGGUAUUUUGAUCCCCUCCGGAAUGAGUACUUCUUCGACCGGAAUCGACCAAGUUUUGAUGCUAUCCUGUAUUACUACCAAUCUGGUGGGAGGCUUCGCCGGCCUGUCAAUGUGACUCUGGACAUAUUUUCUGAGGAAAUCCGAUUUUAUGAGUUGGGUGAGGAGGCUAUGGAAAUUUUCAGAGAAGAUGAAGGUUUUAUAAAGGAAGAGGAGAGACCACUGCCAGAAAAUGAGUUUCAGAGACAAGUGUGGCUUCUGUUUGAAUACCCAGAGAGCUCGGGUCCAGCUCGAAUCAUUGCCAUCAUUUCCGUCAUGGUGAUUCUUAUAUCGAUUGUAAGCUUCUGCCUGGAAACACUGCCACUUUUCCGAAAUGAAGAUGAGGAAAUGUACAAUUACCCGCUGCAUUCCAUGUCCAACUCCACCUCUACGUACUACUCCUCGACAUAUUUUACAGAUCCUUUCUUCAUUGUGGAGACCCUCUGUAUCAUCUGGUUUUCUUUUGAGUUCCUCGUUCGAUUUUUUGCCUGUCCAAGCAAAGCUGGAUUUUUUGGUAACAUUAUGAACAUCAUAGAUAUUGUGGCAAUCAUUCCAUACUUCAUCACCCUGGGCACAGAGCUUGCGGAAAGGCCAGAGGAUAGCCAGGCUGGCCAGCAGGCCAUGUCCUUGGCCAUCCUCCGUGUCAUCCGUCUCGUAAGGGUGUUUCGCAUCUUCAAACUCUCACGUCACUCUAAGGGUCUCCAGAUCUUAGGACAGACACUGAAGGCCAGUAUGCGUGAGCUGGGCCUCCUAAUCUUUUUCCUGUUUAUUGGUGUAAUUCUCUUCUCUAGCGCUGUCUACUUUGCAGAAGCAGACGAGCCACAUUCACAGUUUAGCAGCAUCCCUGAAGCAUUUUGGUGGGCAGUGGUUUCCAUGACCACUGUAGGCUACGGAGACAUGGUACCGACCACUAUCGGAGGAAAAAUUGUGGGCUCUCUCUGUGCAAUCGCUGGUGUGCUGACUAUUGCCUUGCCCGUGCCUGUCAUUGUAUCAAAUUUUAACUAUUUCUACCACAGAGAGACAGAGGGUGAGGAACAAGCGCAGUAUCUGAAUAUCCCAAGUGUGCCUAAAGGCAGUUCUGCUGAUGAUCUGAAGAAGAGUGGUCGAAGUGGGAGCGGAUCCACCCUCAGUAAGUCUGACUAUGUUGAGAUCCAGGAGCCCGUUAACCACAAUACUGAGGACUUCAGACCAGAGGGCAAAAAAACUGGAAACUGCACUCUGGUCAAUACUAAUUUCGUAAAUAUCACUAAAAUGCGUACAGAUGUAUAAUGUGACUUGCAAUGUUACUAUUACUAUUGCAGAAAGGUGAAUUUAUGUCUCCCUCUGCUCAUGGAUUAUAAUACCAAGGAUAAGAACGACGCAGAACAGGGUGAGAGCAAGAUGAACUCAAACAAACAGUAGAUGGAGAAGACCUCAUGUUCUCCUAUCACACAGAAUAAACAGUGCACUUUUCAGAACUGCCAGUCAUCUUGUUUAGGACAUUUUCAUGUCUGCAUGGAGUUAGUCUUAUACAGUAGAAAUAGUUUGUAACAGUGGUUGUCCUGCUUGCAUCAGUAGCCAACUAGUAGCCUAAUAAAUAAUAAUUCAAUAUUGCAACAUAAAGGGACCAGUACUAAGUAUUAUAUUACUUAAACUGCUCCAGACAAAAAUGGACAGCCAAGAUCAUUUUAGUGUUAGCAUUUUUUUAUAAAUUUAUAACCUAGCUUGAAAUGACACAAGGUCUGGUGCGAGAACUCAUGGGCAACUUUAAUCUGCUACUCAAACUGCCCUGAUUCAAAGAAAGACAGAAUCACAGUAUUCUGUCAGGGGAAAACUCAUCUGAGCAACAGAGAGAGUCUGAGACCAGUUAUAAUGGUGUUUCAGUACAAGCAGAGACUUGCAUUUAGCAUUCAUCCCUUUGCUCUCUUUCUUUUAGGGAAAGCUGGAGGUCAAUGUGGGGACAAGCAAUUAUCUCUACUAAUAACCCAAAUUAUUGGGCUAAUCAGUUCAGACUACUAGAAGAGUAAAAGAAAUGUUAUUUCUGAACAAUGAGAAUGUUUACUUUGUAUAUUUUUGAUAUUUUUGCAGUAUAUUUUUAUUGUGUUAAAAACAUGUCUCAUUUAUGUUUUCAAUGCUCAAGGAUGUAGGGAAUAUUUUCACUGUAUUGCUCAGAGUCAGUGCCUAUUGCUCUUUGACUGUAAGGGAGAGCGGGGCACAACCUAACACUUUUUUUGCGAUCAUGUACAACCAUUGGACAUAGUUAUCCUUAUUAUAUAUAUAUUUUUUAUCUUAAUUUCAACAUCUUUAAUUGGUAUGCUGCAAAUGAAAACUCAAUGUCUGUUCUAGUAACCUACAGGUUUUUCUUUUUUUAAAUCAUCACUGAAAGUAGCAGCAGAGACAUUUUACAACUCGCCCCACAGGUGCUGUAAAUUGUUUUAGCAAAUCUCUAUGAGUUUAAGUGGGAGCCGUCUGAAAAUGUGCGCUGUAUUUUCAUUUGACAAAAUCUCAAAAUGUCUGGCUGUACACACGGCUUAACUCUAAGAAACUCUGUAAAAUGUCUGUGCUUGAAAUAACCUCCAUGUUAGGACAUGCCCCACACUCCACAACCUAUAAAUGUCUGUGAAGUUAGAUUUUAACACCACUGCCCAACAUAAAUCUUUGCUGUUCUGGACUUCAAAUCAUUCCAUGUUAUAAAGAGAUUAAGGAGAAGCUUUAAUAUGUCAUGUACUUUAUCUUGAAGCUGACGUCAGGUGCAUUUUAUAUAUAUUGCAGAAAACCGACCUCAUGUAUGAUUUUGAUUAUUUAUGCUUUAUACUGCAUUGUCCUCCAAGCUAAUGUUUUUAGAACCACAUUCAACCAAAGAAGGAGCUCCACAAAAAGUUACUCUUGAGUGUUAUAAGGUCUGUCAUUUACCUGGAGUGUUAGAUAUUUUUUUGUGGUAGUUAUUCAGGCAUCAAAAUAAUUGUUAGCAUUUUAAAAUGCAUGUAGAAACUUGCUGACAACAUUAAGCGGUGCUGUAGCUGCAGUAAAAACAUUAAUACUAAUUUAUUGACUUAAUGUAAUGCUUUACAUCGUCAUGCCUACUUUCCCCUGUCAUUUUCUCCCAAUCAAUAAAUCCAAAUUAGUAAACUACGUCCUUCUGGAACAAAUCAAAUUAAGGCACCUAUUUUCCUGUACGGUAGAUGCAGGCUACCAUGUUCCCUCUUGUAUCUUAGGCUGAAAAAACAUGCUCUUAUUACCCGUAACAUAAUCACUGACAGAAGAAGUAGAUAACACUGGACUCUGUUAUUGUGUCUCUUGUUUGUGCGAUGGUCAUGCUAGGUAGCAAUUCAAAGAUAAUGUGUUAGAAGAAAGGAAAAUGGGUUGUCAUGGUUGGAAGCAAAUUUGACAAGAGCCAACUUGUGAUGCAUGAUCAUCUUCAAAACUGCUUAUUUUGAGGGGCAUGCCAGUCUGUGGUGGUUAGUAUCUAAUAAUGAGGAUUCACUUAAGGGACAGUGGUUGACUAAUCCACGUGUUGAGUGAUAAGUGUGGCGUGUGGGCUAAUGCAACAGAUGAGCAACUGUAGCUCAAAUUGAAAAAGAAGUUAAUACUGGUUCAUGCGCGUUGUUCACAUGGAAAACGAGUGGAAUCAAGAUACACUGUGAGAACUAGCAAGCCGGCGGAGUCAAUGUGAUGCUCGUUCAAUGUUAUGCCAGGAACCCUUGUGUAGUUUGCUUAUAGUAGGGUAGGGCUAGGGUUAGGGUAUCCAGCAAACUAAAGAAAGAACAUUAGGAACAUGGUGGAUAGCUUGCUGUCUUGUAUGAUGUGCAUAGUGGCCUGCCUCUUAUGCAUAUGAAAUAAAUCUGCACCCAGACUGAAUAAAUUUAAUGUUGCUGCAUUAUUUGUUCUCUUAUGAAAAAGGUGCAGGGAUUAGAUUUAUAUUUUUGGUGCUUGUCGAUCAAUGGGUUUGUUUCUUGAAUCUUUAUGUUUUUUGUUGGGGUUUUUUCUCGUCAACAAUCAUUUUGGCAAUACCUUCUUAAAUACGUAGCUGCUUCAGCUGCAUGAUGUUAUCCCUGUGGUCUAGUCUUCUUUUAGAAGUACAGAGUGAAAGUUUACUAGAAAGAAUCAAAGUCCCUUGGUUGAUACAUUUGUGUAAGCACCUUAGAAGGAUAUACAGCUAACUGCUGAUACACAACACACCUUUAUACUGGUGUGUUGUGGGGUCUGGUGGAGAAGUCAGGGCUGUUUCGACAGCAAAACGGAGAAAACAUUCUGUUAUGCCUGAUUGCUGUAUGUAUCUUAGUUGCUUAGUAUCCUGUUAGCUCAGCUGUUGUACCAAUCUAUUAUGCAUAAAUGCAGUAAUGUAAAACAGGCAGGGUUGCCGUUUACUGUUCUUGUAUUAUUCUGCUUUUGUAGAACUACUCGCCCUUUAAAGUUGUAGCAUUGCCUAGGAUGAAUAACAUUUAAGUAUUAAACUGACUUAAUCCAAUACUCACUUGGGUCACAAUCCAUUUUAAGAGAGUGCUGUAUGUCAAUGAGUCCUUACAGAUAAUUUAUGACAGGAAAGAGGGAAAAUAUGAUUAUAGUCCUGGAAAUCUAAGGUUGGACGUUAGCUACUCAUUCUUUCUCCCAACAGUUCAGUGUCUUGAAUACUUUCCAAAUAAAAGCACAACAGCUGCUACCUGCUGCCAGUCCAGUGGAUGCAACGAGAUUCAUAGUGGGUCAGUUAGAGUUUUUGCUCAGCUGAGUGUAUUAUAAUUCUCCAAGGAAACAUCUAAGUGCUCCUCUCACUGACAUAUCGUUCCAUCAAGCUCGAUGUGUGGAGUACAUUCGUAUCUGUGCAUGUGUGUGUUCGGAACUGAGAGGAAUGGAAAGCUUCUACACACACAUAAGCCAAGUGUUGAGCUUUUAGAGACAACAUUGUAGCUAGUCCUGUUAACUGCUAGCUCAAAUGACAGGGGCGGUCAGUGUGUUCUAAUGUAUUUCUGUGUACUGUUUACAGCCAGUAUACAUACCAUAAGCAUAUAGUACAUCAAAUAUGGGACGCUGAAAGAAUGCCCUGUUACACAGGAGAUGUGUUUCCAGAGGAUGUGUUGGCUUAUGGGAUAAGCUGUAGUGUCUGCCAAGGCCUAUAUUGCAGGAAGCAUGAAGCAUCAGAUGAAAAAGUAGAUCUGAUAGAAGAUGUAAAAUAAACACUGCCUACACCCAAGUUCCUAUUCUUUCUCUUUUAUUUAUUUAUUUAUUUAUUUAUUUAUUUAUUUAUUUAUUUAUUUAUUUAUUUAUUUAUUUAUUUUUAUUUUAUUUUUUUUUACAGUGGUUUGUGCUUCUCUAAACUCUCAGUUAUUGAACCUCUAUGUCACUUUAAGCUUGGCCUUGGGCCCUGUUCUUUCAGUUCUUGUUACCAAACACACAACUGAAGUGACACACUGCCGAGACAAAAUUGUUCUCCUGGAGAAUCCAACAGGAGUCAAAGAACAGAAUGUGAACUGCAGAAAACUCCUCCAACUCGUGGAUAUUUACACACAAAAACCCACACCGACCAUUUGAACAUAUAGCUUGUGUACUAAUGUGUACAUACACUGCCUGUGGAAAAUUAUUUUAAUGGACAUACCUGAGGAUGAAAAACCUACAUGUGGCUUUGUUUAUGAAGGACUAAAGCCUACAGAUGAUUCCACAUGCUAAUUUAUCUAAAGUUCACAGCUGCUUCAAAUGAUGUCUUUUGUCUUAAAAUGCUUAAAGCUACUAUUAUGUAUAGACUCCUGUGUGUUUCAAAACUGAGAUAUAUGCUGCUAAUCUAAUCACAAUUUAUAUAUAUAUAUGAACAUAUAGUAAAAACAUAAUACAAUUUAAAUGAAAAAUGAACAUGUGUAGAAUAUUUCACUAUUGCUUUUUGUUGAAUAUCAUUAAAUCAAAUGCAGUAAAUGAGGUUUGUUGACGAUGCACACACGGGCCUUGCUUAAAUACUUUGUGUCUUAAUCUGUCUACUUUCUAUGCCUUGAGCCAAUUGUAUGUCAUUCAUAACGCCUAACUAAUCCUAUGGUUCUUCUCAAUUUUCUGUGUAACUGCUGUCUUUCACCACUGUGUUGAAAAGCCCUUGAAACAAAAUGUAUGUUGUUGCCUAAAGAAGAAUUAUGUGUCGGAAUUGCUUCCCAUGCUCUAUACAUGGACUUCUGAUGGACAUAAAUACGAUAGUCAGGAAAAUCUUCCAGUGUCAUUAUUUUAAAAAUACUGUAAAACUGGAACAUGUAAUGGUCUAAAUGAUGAUGUCAGUAAAAAAAAAAAAGAAACUUCUAUAUAAACAAAAGUUACUGUUGUGUUUCUUUUUAUGAGUCCAAUAAUGAUACAUUUUUAACUAGAAAAUUUCUGUACUGAUCAUAAACUUCUCGAUUUUAUAUUUGACACACAUUUACC
Poecilia reticulata (guppy) is the source of this 8489-nucleotide messenger RNA. It is a transcript of the gene kcna2b, whose product is annotated as potassium voltage-gated channel, shaker-related subfamily, member 2b. Gene Ontology annotation, molecular function: delayed rectifier potassium channel activity; protein binding. Gene Ontology annotation, biological process: protein homooligomerization; action potential; potassium ion transmembrane transport. Lineage: Eukaryota; Metazoa; Chordata; Actinopteri; Cyprinodontiformes; Poeciliidae. The record is from RefSeq and is a predicted model, not a curated record. Gene Ontology annotation, cellular component: membrane; dendrite; voltage-gated potassium channel complex.